Messenger RNA from Funneliformis geosporum, 369 nucleotides. The record is from the annotation of a GenBank genome assembly. NCBI's taxonomy places the organism in Eukaryota, Fungi, Glomeromycota, Glomeromycetes, Glomerales, Glomeraceae.
AUGGCAGGAGAACACCCCUAUUUUGACUGGGAUGAUAAUAUUCCAGAUUUUCUUGCGCAACUAAGAUUAGACUUGCAAAGACGUGGUAUAGAUCCAGCAGAUAAUGUGGGAGGUCCACCAACUGGAAGAGAUCAGGCAAUAGGAGUUUUAAGAGGCUGUAUGAGAGGAAGAACUUUAGAAUGGUUCGAUGAGGAGAUUACUACAAAGCAAAAUUGGGAAUUAGUAAAUUUAACUGAUGGCACAGGACAAGCUAAUUUAGUAGCUGUAAAUGGGCGUACAGCUCUUCAGAUAGGUGCUGAUGGAUUAAAUGAGGCACUCGGACAACCUGGAAAUGCAAUAGUCAAGUUAAGAGCCCACUCUCAAGUCUAA